Messenger RNA from Entrophospora candida, 156 nucleotides. Lineage: Eukaryota; Fungi; Glomeromycota; Glomeromycetes; Entrophosporales; Entrophosporaceae. The record is from the annotation of a GenBank genome assembly.
AACAACAGUGUCUCGUGCUAUCAAACCGUAAGACAACAUUUUGCAAAUUCAAUGAAUGGUCCUUUGAUUAAGACUAUCUAUCGGGAAGAAAUUGAACAUUUUUCUCAACAAGACAAAUCGAUUAUAACCUGGUUUAUUACAUCAACAUUGUGCUGA